Molecule: messenger RNA, 12044 nt
Organism: Corythoichthys intestinalis (scribbled pipefish)
Lineage: Eukaryota; Metazoa; Chordata; Actinopteri; Syngnathiformes; Syngnathidae
Gene: tnr
Product: tenascin R (restrictin, janusin)
Exons: 31
Coding region: 375-4517 (1380 amino acids)
Molecular function (GO): protein binding
Source: RefSeq, a predicted model, not a curated record
UGUCCUCACAAUCUCCACUGCAGCUGAGCGGAGGGGAUGAGAGAGCGCAUCUGAGCCCAGUGCAUGCACAGAGGACCACCAACAGCAUCACCAUCAGCGGCGGCUAAGCUCUCCAUGCACCGAUCUUCAUAUAAAAGGGUCCUGGACUUGUGAAGCAGAUACAGUUUGAUUGAGAGCAAAGAGGGAGAGGUCCGCCUGAUUUCCCAAGCUUUUGGCAAGUCACCUCAGAGUCGGCAAAACCUAUUGAGCCAACACCACAAGAACAAACCUGUUGCUGUGCUCAAGACGGGUGAACAGCAAAGGACUGGCAAUACAAAAUACUUGGAUUACAGGUGCAAGUGGAGUGGAUUGGAUUGGAGUAGUGUGUUCCCAGCAUGCAUCUAGCCCUGAAGCACCAUGUGGCAACUGUGCCAACACAACGCUGGAUUCUAGCUUUUGCUCUCUUUCUAGCUCUACAGGAUGCUUCUUCUGCUGCUCCCUCCGGGGAUAAACAGCUGGUUCGGACAAGUCGAGUAAAGAGACAGAUCCCAGAUGGUGCUCCCUCCUCAGUCAACCAGACAAUGCAGGAGCAACCUUUGGUUUUCAACCACGUCUACAACAUCAACGUACCCGUGGAAUCUCUAUGCUCAGUUGACCUUGACACUUUGGCACCACCCGCCCCAGAUGAUGGUCAGCGUGGUGAGCUUGGGUCCCGAGCCUCAGUAGAAGGACCACUAGACCCAGUUGGGCCCACGGAAUACACCGAACAGACACUGGAUGCAGACAGUCAAGUAACGUUCACUCACCGUAUCAACAUUCCAAAAGCGGCGUGCGGUUGUCCGGCAAGUGUCACGAUCCAGCAGCUCGCCACCAGGGUGGAGAUGCUAGAGAGAGAGCUUUCCACACUUCGAGCUCAAUGUGGAUCUGGUUGCUGUCGGGAGAACCUCGGACAUUUCGACUAUUUCCCGGGAUGCAAUGGCCACGGCAGCUUCAGCAUGGAGCUCUGUGGCUGCAUAUGUGACGUAGGCUGGACCGGCAAAAAUUGUUCGGAACCCCGUUGCCCUGACGACUGCUCAGGUCAGGGCGUUUGUGUCGAAGGGGAGUGCGUUUGCGACCGAGACUUUGCUGGAGAAAACUGCUCUGAGCCCAGAUGCCCGGCCGAUUGCUCCGGCCGUGGCCUGUGCAUCGAGGGAGAAUGCGCAUGUGAGGACUCCUUCUCCGGAGAAGACUGCAUGGUUGGGAGGUGUGUGAACGACUGCUCGGACCAAGGCCUGUGUGUCAACGGAACAUGCCAGUGCCGGCCUGGGUAUGUCGGGGAGGACUGCUCGCUGGUGUACUGCGCCAACAACUGCAGCAAAAAGGGAAUCUGCAAGGAUGGAUUCUGUGUGUGCCAGGAUGGCUUUGCUGGUGAUGACUGCAACUCUGUCGCACCUGCCAUGAACCUGAAAGUCCGAGGAGUAACGGAUAGAGACGUUGAACUGGAGUGGGAAGGUUCCGUGGUCCUGACGGAUUUCCUCGUGACCUACACACCAAGCAGCCCGGGAGGUGUCCAACUAGAAACCCGGCUCCCGGGAAAUACCACAUCCUGCACAAUAUCAGAUCUUGAUGCAGGCAUGGAAUACAACAUCAAUGUUUUUGCUGUCAUCAAUAACAGCAUCAGUGUUCCAGCCAGCAUUACUUUUGCAACUUACCUCUCCAAUCCUGAUGGAUUAGUCUUCAAAUCCAUCACAGAGACAUCAGUUGAGGUCCAGUGGAAACCUUCCUACUAUUCCUUCGAUGGCUGGGAGAUCAGCUUCAUCCCCAAGGACAAUGACGGUGGGAUGACCGCCCAGCUGCCCAGCACCAUCACCUCCUUUGUACAAACUGGUCUGAGACCAGGAGAGGAGUACACAGUGAACCUGGUGGCGCUCAGAGACCAAGGUCGCAGCCAGCCUGUUACAGCUACUGUCACAACAUUGAUUGACGGACCCACUCAGCUGGUUGUGCGCGAUGUGUCUGACACGGUAGCGUUCUUAGAGUGGAUGCUGCCAAAAGCCAAGAUUGAUCAGAUCGUGUUGCGUUACGGCCUCGUGUCAGGCGAGGGGCCGCGGACUACCUUUCGUCUCCAGCCCACCCUCAGCCAGUACACCCUGCAGGUCCUGCGUCCAGCUUCCACUUAUGAGGUUUCUGUGAGCGGCAUGAGGAACGGAAAUGCAAGCGGCUCCAUUUCCAUUGAAUUUACAACCGCUUUAUCGUUCUUCUCAGAGAUUGAUGCACCCAAGAACCUGCGUCUCCUCUCUAAGACCUCCACCACCUUGGAGCUGGAAUGGGACAACAGUGAGGCGCAGGUGGAAGCCUACCAGGUGGUAUACAGCACGCUGGCAGGUGAUCAAUACGAAAAAGUCAUUGUACCAAGAAAUGAGGGAGCCAACACCAAGACCACUCUCACCGACCUGCUGCCUGGCACAGAGUAUGGUAUUGGUAUUUCUGCUAUGAAAGGCAACAACCAAAGUACAUCAGCCACAAUGAACGCCAGAACGGGUCUGGAUGUGCCUAUGGAUCUAACCGUAACAGCAUCUACAGACAACACCAUCACCCUGGUGUGGGGCACAGUCCAAGGCCCCAUUGACUUCUAUAAGGUCACCUUCACAUCUUCCUCAGGCGUGACUACUGAGUUGACUGUGCCUAGAGAUGAAACCACCACCACUCUGACAGACCUAGAGCCCGGAACUGAAUACACUAUCACAGUGGCAGCAAAGAGAGGGAGACAGCAGAGCAAUGCAGCUUCCAUCGAUGCAUUUACAGGGAUCCGGCCGGUUUCCCACCUCUACUUGUCCGAGGUGACUUCAGACUCGGUGCUGGUGGCGUGGAGCUCGCCAGCACCGCCCGCUGACAUCUUCAUCCUCAGCUACAGCUCUGCUGAUGGCACUGACACCUCUAAGGUGACCCUGGAUGGCUCCAAAACGAGGUCACUGGUGCAAGGGCUGCUUCCCUCCACUCAGUACACCAUCAGCCUAAUCACAAUACAGGGGGAAGUCACCUCUGAGCCUAUUACAGCAUCACUCACAACAGGUAUGGAUCCACCCAAGCAGAUGACUGUGUCCGCCGUGGCUGAGGAUAUAGUAACUAUUUCAUGGAUCAAACCGCUGGCUCCAUUUGAAUAUUAUAAGCUUUCUUACCAGUCAGACAGAGGUCGAGUAGACAGCGUUGUGAUUGACAGUGAUGUGACCAACUAUACCUUGUCCAGUUUGUUCCCUGCUACCGAGUAUGAGAUCAGUUUGAACGCUGUCAGGGGGAGCCAGGAGAGCAAAUUGGUCAGCGCCUCGGUCUUUACAGCCAUGGACAUGCCAUCAGAAUUGACUGCACUCAACAUCACUCCACAAGGAGCCCUGCUGAGGUGGAACCCCCCUAUGUCCAUUGUCGACAAUUAUGUGCUGACUCUCACACACAACCAGGUGACGGCAGAUACAUUCCUCGUAGAGGGUAACAAGCAGGAGCACCAGCUGUCCAACCUGAAGCCAAGCACCUCCUACUCAAUAGCCCUGUAUGCCACCAAAGGACCCUUAACCAGCGGCACUGUCAUCGCCAACCUCCAAACACCCAUGGACGCUCCUCUGAACCUAACAGCCAGUGAAGUGAAUCACCGCAGCGCUCUGAUCUCCUGGCAACCGCCUAUCUCUGAAAUUGACAACUACAUGCUCACCUACAAGUCACCCGACGGCAACCGCAAAGAAUUGAUCCUGGACGCUGAAGACACGUGGAUUCGCCUGGAGGGGCUGCCUGAGACCACCGAGUUCACCGUCAAGCUGCAGGCAGCGAGGGGUCUCGACACAAGCGCAGUCGUCUCCACAACUUUCACCACAGGGAGUCGUCUGUUUGCAACGCCUCAAAAUUGCGCGCAGCACCUGCUGAAUGGCGAGACACUGAGCGGCGUCUACACCAUUUACAUCAAUAGGGACCCCAGCCAAGGCGUGCAGGUGUACUGUGACAUGAGCACGGAUGAAGGAGGCUGGAUUGUGUUUCAACGUCGUCAGAAUGGUCUGACAGAUUUUUCCAGGAAGUGGAGUGACUAUCGGGUUGGCUUUGGGAACCUGGAGGAUGAAUUCUGGUUGGGUUUGGACAACAUUCAGAGGCUCUCCGCUCAAGGCCGCUAUGAGCUUAGGAUCGACAUGAAGGAUGGGCAGGAGUCAGUCUAUGCCAAUUAUGAUAAAUUCUCCCUCGGAGAUGCCAGGAACCUUUAUAAGCUCAGGAUAGGAGAGUACAACGGCACUGCUGGUGACUCUCUGAGCUACCACCAGGGACGACCCUUCUCCACUAAAGACAGAGACAACGACAUUGCUGUCACUAACUGUGCCUUGUCCUACAAAGGAGCCUGGUGGUACAAGAACUGCCACCGGGCCAACCUCAACGGAAAAUACGGCGAAUCCAGACACAGUCAGGGAAUUAACUGGUACCACUGGAAAGGACACGAGUUCUCCAUUCCCUUUGUGGAGAUGAAGAUGAGGCCAUUCAACUUCCGUAGCAUCAGUAGCAAGAGGAGGCGGUCAGUGCCCGUAUGAGCACCCGUAUGAGCAACCUCCUGCUGAGAGGCAGAGACGAAUUGAAUUUGGACGACUGUUUUGUUGAUGCUUCGCCGUGCACAUCGCUAAAAGGAAACAUCUCAUUGACAAGAAUUAGUGUAGCAGUCGUUACUUCCACUUUAAAUUGGCAACUUAUAAUUAUAAAAUUAAAACAUGACUGAUUGAUCAUUGUGUUUUUAAGAUAACUCCAAAAAUUAAGAAAACAAAAUGGAAACAUUGCUUUUAAAGGGACUAUGUGGGAUUUUUAGAAUUAAUUUAAAAUACAAUUCUACUACACGCAUGCUGCCCUUAUGAGUACACAGCCCCCUAAAAUGUUAACCGAGACAGCCCCAAUAAGCCCUUUUUUACCUUCAAUAGAGAGCCUUAUGGUCCAACACUCUGGGCAAACACGCGCUUGCUGUGCACGUCGCGCCCUUCUUCACCGAGCCUCUGCCUAGUCUCUGCUUGGCAAAGACACUUUUUUAACCCACUUUUUUAACUACUGCUACUAACUGUUUUUAUGUUUCUGGUGCCGAUUUGAUGGGCCAAAUGCUCGUUGCUUUAUAUUUGUGCUCGUUCAACCGUGCACGAACUGCAAUUACGCUUCAGGCCAGAGGUGGUAUUCACGCGUGAAAAAGUGACAAUAUGCGUAUAGUCCCUUUAAAGUUUAAAAUUUUGUAAGAAACAGGCCUAACAUUUUCGAAAUAAAAUAGAUCAAUAUUUUUUGACUGCCUGAUGAAUACCAAUAAAAAUAAAUAUGCUACACAGAUUAACAAAGCUGUGGGAACAAUUAAUGAAUACAAAUCAACUCGUGGAUGGCAAUCUGACUAGGGCAGCGAGCAUCAAACAAAACAUCGUGCGACUUGUUCGUGUGCGCCUCGUAUUCAUGUAGAGCCGUCGUCUUUCCCUGCUGUCCUUCCUCCCAGGAGAUAAAGACACUGUAUGUAAUUUAUUCAACAUCUUUGAAUGACAAUUCCUCUCUUUUCUGUAAAAAUUAAAACCCUUACAAAAACAAUAGCAAGGAUUAACGAUAACUUUUAACAACUAUCAAGGCCCUUACUGUAAGAUAUAUAAAUAUAUUUUUAUAACUGAUAUUGUGGUAAAGGUUCAUCACAUUUGAUUUGAUGCCUUUUCAUUAUUGGAUUCAUAUGUAAACAUGAUACGCCUCUUUUACACAGACUAUUACCUGGUUGGUGUUAUGUAUAAUCAGAAUGAAAACAUAAUAUCUUGUCAUGCAUCGAGCUGUCAAGUAUCGUGCUGCCUUGAGAUAAGAGUUUGAAGUUAAACACUUGUUAUAAUUUCAAAUAGAAAUGCCAUUAAAUUUGAUUUAGUUUGGCACUUGUAGACGUCCAAUCCAUUUGAGCUGGGAGGCCUGGCAGCGAAUGAAUGAAUAUUCACUCGCCUUUAAUGGUACCCGACGAGUUAAUCCAUUUCAGACUAAGCAAAGCAGGAAUUAAUGACAGAAUAUAUUGUAUUUCUAAGACGAUAAUGAUUAUCCUGUGAAUACUUUGAUAUUGUAUGUCUACACCUCUAAGGAUUGUUUAUUAGCAUUAAACCAAGAUUACUAAUCUAAAGUAAAGCUGUGUUGGAUUUUAGAUACACAAAGUGUAAUCCAGAGGUGGGUAGAGUAGCCAAAAAGUUUACUCAAGUAAGAGUAGCGUUACUUCUAAAUAAUAUUACUCAAGUAAAAGUAAAGGUAGUUGCUCAAAAAUUUGCUGAAGUAAAAAAGUAUUCUUUGAAAAUAAUACUCAAGUAAUGAGUAACAUUGUGAAUAACUGCUUGCUAUGUCGGAUGUCGUUUCAUUUUUUUUUUUGAUAAUGGUAUUUUUUUAUCACCACAACUUAAUCUAUAUGAACUGUUAUUAUUAUACUGUACUAUAAGCCCAGCGGUCCCCAACCCUUUUCGCACCACGGAGCGGUGUGAUAUGGUCCUUAUUUUCAUGGACCGGCAAUGGGUGGCAGAAAAUUACAGUAAAUAUAAAAUAACACAACGGUGCUAAAACAUUAAGUCCAAGGAAAGCGUAACUCACCAUAUGCUGAAUCAACCUUUUUCAACAGUGGCCGCUCCUAAAACUUGACACAAGCAUAUGAGUUUGUCUCCAAUCGAGAAAGGUUUCUUGGCUUUAGCAGUACGGUUCGCCACGGGGUAUGUUGCUGUCAGUACUUUCGCUUUUGUUCCCUCGAUUUUGUCAGCUUUUAGCCAUAUAUGGCAAAUGCAGAAUGGACUUGGUUGUAUGCUCCUCUUCUGGCUCAGCAGGUGGCCUUUUCCUGUAAAAAAGCUGUCCAAAGACAUCGCCGCCCGCAGCACACAUCCAACAGCAGCUAAUGUUACUGUUUACAUUGACUGACGCUAGUGUGCAAACAUCCCGGUAAUGGCGGCCAACCACUAGAAGGCAGCGUAAGCAAAUCUCGACUCAAGAUUAGUCAAGAGGCACAGGCCAGAUUGUUGUCGUUAACAAAUUAUUUAUUUCUCUGCGACCUGGUAUCAAAUGCACCACGGACUGGUACUGGUCCCCAGCCCGAUGGUUGGGAUCUCAGCUGCGUUGCUGAACCUAUUACAUGACCGUAUAAUGUCAAAAAGGUGACACAAAAAUCAUCAAAUUUAGACCAGAACACUAUGACCCAUUAUGCGUCCAAAGAGCAUGAGUGCCCUGUAGUGGAGGGAAAAAAAACAUUGUUACCUCUUAAUGGUAUGAUGGAGUCAAUCGUUUAUUGUUGCGACAUCUCAUUGGUGAAACUGGUAGCAUUACUGUUGAAAUCUCUGGCAAACAUAAAGUCAGUUUGUAGAAUAAGGAGGAAAAAUGUAACGACUUUAGUGUAGCCCAAAGUAGCGGAGUAAGAGUAGUGUUUCUUCUUCACAAAUCUACUCAAGUAAAAGUAUUGUGUGGUAAAACUACUCUAAGAAGUACAUUUUUCUCAAAAAGUUACUCAAAUAAAUAUGAAGGGGUAAAUGUAACGCAUAAAUGUAACGCGUUACUACCCACCUCUGGUGUUAACCUUAACUGGGAGUGGCUUGAUGCUGAUAUCAUGACUGGAAAUCAGUUGAGUUCACUGCCACCGUACAGUACAGUGGUACCUCGACAUACGAUUGCUUCGACUCACGAUCUUUUCGACAUCCAACGUAAAAUUUGACUCGCCAUUUGUUUCUACAUCCGAUGACAUGGCCGAAAUACGAUGAUUAAUGACAGCGCCGCAGUUUCUUUGUUUUCCAGCAAGACGGACGCACGGCGGAUUUUCUUGUGAGAGAAAUCAACAUGGGUUCCAAGAAUGUUAGUGCAGGUGGUGAUAAAAGGAAAAAGUUGAGGCUUACCAUUGAAAUGAAGAUGGAAAUGAGAAAUAGAAAUAGAAAAUAGAAAAAUCAGGGCGUGGUGCGGGCAUCCGUGAACUGGCUCGACAAUACUAUACUAUACUAUCUCAACGGUCCUCCUCCGACCUCCAUUCACCAGUCUUUAUAAGUUAAGGUGACAAUUACAUUAUUGUGGUAACAUCGCCAAAAAAAUCGCCAGCUUUGUCAGGUUUUUAAUCAUUUAUUUCAGCUUGUGGACCACAACAUGCCUACUGUCCGCUGCAGCUGAACAAAGUGAAAGUAAAAAGUCCCUCUCUCUGUCUGUCAAGUCAACCACGCUGUGCGUUCAGGUACACCACGCAAAACACACCCGCCACAUUAGAACCCGACUCGUUACAUUAUUACAGGUAUUAUUAUUAUUCCGAUUUAUGUUAAUAAUUUCUUUAUUUUGACCUGUGUAACUGCUAUUUGCAAUAGUACCAGCAGCACUUGUUAAGGAUUUAGUGUAGGUUUUGGGGCUGUGGAAAGAAUUAAUGGACUUAUAAUGUAUUCUUAUGGGGAAAUCCUGCUCGACAUACGACCAUUUCUACUUACAAACAAGAUCCCAGAACGAAUUAACCUCGUAUGUAGAGGUACCACUGUAACUACAUGUUUUGCCCGCAAGUCAAAGCUAAAAAAGUCUUAUUUCAAGGCAUCACUCUGUACUACGUAUAAGCUAGAUCAGUGUUUCUGGACUUUAACAGAGCCAAUUUAAUCACAAAACAUUUUAAUUCACUCACAAUUUUACUGACUUCCUUUCCUUUUGUUUUGUUUUAUCAACAACUGGACCUUUUGCCAUCUUAAGGUCAAUAUAAGUCACUUGCAUUGAUGUAUGAGCAAAGAUGUAUUACUUAGAAGUAAAAACAAAAAACAAAGAUUUUUGUUCAAUGUGAGAACUCAUUUUGCUGGAUUCUGUGUAAAAGAGGCGACUGACAACAGGAAUAUUCAAGUUGGACAUUAUUCUCCACAAAGCAAUGCAGCUUCAUUAUGACCUAUGUUGUUUAUGUCUGACUGAUCCACUAUAUGAAACAGUAUUUGUGUUAAUUAUUAAUAGUGAUUUUUUUUUUUAGGUGGUGUUCAUUUAAUUGACUUCAUUUUUAUCGUUGUUGUUUUUUAGUUUAGUAUCAAGCAGACUACAUGAGUGUUGUCCCUUGCUGUAGUAAUGGUUUAAAUACCAAAGAUGUGCUCCAUGUUAACAUUUAGGAAAUUACAGAAGCCAUGUCAUCAAUGCAAGUAUUAAGAAUGGCAGUCCAAAUUUAUUAUUAUUAUUUUUUUUUUAAUAGUCAGCGGGUUGCCGUGUAAAUUUUUUGCUCACAAAUCAUAAUAUUUGAAAGUCAAAUAUGUCUGGCAAAUGUUUCUGUUAAAUUUUGCAUUUAAAAAGUCAAAUAAUAGUCACUUGCUUGCCAUUUUUGAAAUCAUACAACACAUUUUGCUGCAAAGACUUCACCACCAGUUGACAAGACAGCUCCCACAAAUACUGCACCACGCCUUCCCGUUGGGGCCGACCUAGGCAGAGCAUUUGGCUUUCACUUUGAUGAACUCAAACACACGCUGCAUUUAAACGCCGGGUUUGGGUGGAAAAAGGCCGAAAUUUUGACUGCAUCCAAGCAGGCGGGAAUGUCUGAAGAGUCAUUUGUUUGAGGAUUCAAGAUAUUUAAUAUAUAAAAUAAUCCCAUGCAUGCACUUUGAAACAUUGUGAAAAAAAUGCACUGAAGAAAUUUGAAUUUGAAGAAAUGUAACUUUACCUCGAAAUAUUCACGUAAAAUGAAUGAUAACUGCCUGUUUUUUUGCUUUUAACCAAUAAUCUAGACCACAGGUGUCAAACCGAUUCCAGAAAGGGCCUAGUGGGUGCUGGAUUUUGUUCCAACCGAUAACGGGCAGAGAGUUUAACCAAUGAACUUCCUGCUGAAACAAGCAGCACCUGACAAAGUUUAACUGACUACACAUGUAAAAGAUCUAAUUGGUGAAAAGGUGUCCUCAUCAUUCGUUGGAAAGCAAACCUGCACCCACUAGGCCCUUUCUGGAAUCGGUUUGACACCUGUGAUCUAGACUGUUGUUGAUGUUAAUAUCUACAGAAAUUCCAGGAUGUACACAUUUAUUUUAUUUUUGUUUUGUGAUUGCCGCCAUGUUGUUUCUAUCCACAGCAGCGUAACUUUACAUUCAAAUGAUCAGGUAAUUUUCGGCCAACAGCCCGUUUUUUUGGCUAAAGAAAAAGUAGUAAUUUAGACAUCCAACCAAAAAAAAAACAAAAAAAUCACCUUUUACAUGUUUUAUUAUAUGCAACAUUUCAAUCUAAAAAUGUUGAGGGCCAGAUAGCCGACAUGGCUCCAUGCUGAGGCAAUAGUAACAUCAGAAUUCAACCUAAAUAAGUUGUGACUGUAUAUAGAAAAACGCAAAUGUUGCUUUUGUUGAGUAAAUUUAAGAUGCUUUCCUCAAGUAUUAAGUUUCUGAUGUGAAAAUUGAUUUAUUAGCUGUAACAGUAAAUAAAAAAGAAGUUGCUAUUUUGGGUAAAAAUGUUAUUGGAUAUGUCAAAUAUUACUAUUAAUCCUGAAAAUGUAGGUGAUUUUCACUGCAUUUGGUGAUUUUUGCGCAUCUUGUGUAAAAUGAGAAUUUUAUAGCCAUUUUAAGUUUUGUUAUACUUGUAUAAAAAAAAACAAAAAACAAUCGGGAUUUUAUUAGGGAACAACUGAAUUUUUUUUUUUGUCAUUGCUCAUGGAGACUCAUAUAUAUUUAAGGGAGCUACCUGUUUUGGUUUUAGGUUGCUAGCGGUUUUGGUUUUAGGUUGCUAGCGGUUUUGAAAAUAUUUGAAUUUUAAGUUUUUGAAAAUACGUCCCCUACAGAUCGGACCCGAGCCCCGUGUUCUGUCAACUGAUAGUGAAGUCUAUGCUUGGUGUUGUAGGGCAGUUCAAAUGCUAAAUUUGUUAAGCAUACUGUAGGUUAUGUCCCGAAACCAAGUAUUAAAAACCUAGGAAAAUGUCAGGCUCAAUCUGGGGGAAAAAAAAUUUACGAUAUCAAAAUGGGCCAGAAAGACGGUUUCCAGACAAAUGUUCAAAAAUAGGCAGCUCACAAAAGAUUUACCCACUAUUUGUAUCCAAGCAAUUAACGUCAGUUUUACAUCCCAAAAAAAGUUAGUGUUAAAUCUGCAACCUGGCCUCAUACUGUCAACUAAAGCGCAUCUUUUUUUGGCCUGAAAAAAAUAUAUAUAUAUCAUCCAAUUCUGAUGUUAACAUCGCUGCCAGCACUGACUGCACUCAAACAUUCAUCUCAUACUCAUGUAGACAUGAAGAUAUCUUUUUUUUUUUUUUUUUUAUACUCUCCUCUUUUAGAAUCAGACUAAUGCCAAAAACAUUCCUUUCUAGAGAUUUCCAUUCAUGCUGAGAACACUGCACGAACACCUUUGCUAUCUGGGUUAAAGUCGCUUGCUUAAGUAGUUGAUAAUCUGACAUCAUUUUUAUUAUUUAACCGAGUGACGUUUUCCAGUGUUCUGUUUGCGAGCAUCCCUUAUGCAUCAUCUUCUAUAGUGAUUUCCAAUAGCGUAGGCAAUCUUGUGUGUUCUUAUUGCAUUAACCACUUAGAAAGUUUCUCUGGUGUAUUUGUACAAGAAAAAAAGGCAAAACUAGAAGAUUUUUUUGAAGUAUGAGGGAUGUCAGACAUGAGUUCAUUUUAACUUUCAAAUUACUUGUUUCAAAUGAUUGUCUCAAAAGUAAUCCUGUUGCAUGUGCUUGCAUUUAGGAUACAAAAGUACAUUUGGGAAAAUAAUUUACAGUUCCUGAAAUUUGCCACUAAGGUUCUAGCUACUUUAACAAAUCAUCUUUAACUAAACGAAACACUCAACAAUUUUCUCCUUUUGUUUUUUUUUUUUUUGCAAUGACAAGAAAAUUGCUCCUUCAUGUAUUUUCAGGUGACUGUUAAACAAUUUUUUAAAUCACCUCUGUCAUCGACACUGAAUUAACUGAACGUUUGCACUGUUAGUUUAACACUGUACCUUACACAAAUUUGAAACUUCGCCAUGUAAAUGUAAAAGUUUGACGAUAUGUACUGUUGACUGUCAAAAAAAAAAAAAAGGGGAAAAAAAAUGAUGUGAUACAUGCUGAAAACAUGGGAUUUGUUGUUGGAUACCCUUGCUGUUAAAUUUUAGCUUUAGUUUGACAAACGUGUACUAUAUAGUUCCUUUUUUAAUACAUUUUCUACAUAUUAAUAAAA